Messenger RNA from Tarenaya hassleriana, 1610 nucleotides. Its product is annotated as probable N-succinyldiaminopimelate aminotransferase DapC. Gene Ontology annotation, cellular component: cytoplasm. Gene Ontology annotation, biological process: biosynthetic process. The record is from RefSeq and is a predicted model, not a curated record. The transcript has 2 exons. NCBI's taxonomy places the organism in Eukaryota, Viridiplantae, Streptophyta, Magnoliopsida, Brassicales, Cleomaceae. Gene Ontology annotation, molecular function: pyridoxal phosphate binding; L-kynurenine:2-oxoglutarate transaminase activity. The coding region runs from base 32 to 1417 and encodes 461 amino acids.
GCGAAUCAUAAACCCUAAAGGUACUAGAUUCAUGGUCAUGCAUUCUCAAUGUACCUGGACACAUUCUGGAAUGCUUACACAACUUAGCUUCAGAUCCUCGUCCCUGUCUUUUUUGGGCCUCUCGAAUCAUUUCUUCCUGCGGAGCUCCGGUUCUGUCCGAAUACGGAAACCACCAGCUCCGAUCUACUCUUCUCUCGGAGCGACCAUGUCGACCGUUUCGACUCAGAAUGAGUCAACUCAGCAGACCCAGAAACCCUCGCAGGUUGCAAAGCGGUUGGAGAAGUUCAAGACCACGAUCUUUACCCAAAUGAGCAUGCUAGCCAUCAAACAUGGAGCAAUAAACCUUGGUCAAGGCUUCCCCAAUUUCGAUGGUCCUGAUUUCGUCAAAGAAGCUGCUAUCCAAGCCAUCACGGAUGGUAAAAAUCAGUAUGCCCGGGGACAUGGGGUUCUCGAAUUCAAUGCUGCCAUUGCUGCUCGGUUCCAGAAAGAUAGUGGGCUUGUGGUUGAUCCCGAGAAAGAAGUAACCGUCACAUCUGGUUGCACUGAAGCCAUAGCUGCUACUGUAUUGGGAUUGAUCAAUCCUGGUGAUGAAGUGAUUCUCUUUGCACCCUUUUAUGAUUCUUAUGAAGCGACUCUCUCCAUGGCCGGCGCCAAAAUCAAGGGAAUCACUUUACGUCCACCCGAUUUCGCUGUCCCUAUGGACGAGCUCAAAUCCGCAAUAUCUAAAAAUACCCGUGCUAUCCUCCUCAACACUCCACACAACCCGACUGGUAAGAUGUUCACAAGGGAGGAACUAGAAACUAUUGCGUCUCUCUGCAUUGAGAAUGAUGUGUUGGUAUUCUCAGAUGAAGUGUACGAUAAGCUGGCAUUUGAAAUGGAUCACAUCUCCAUUGCUUCGCUUCCUGGUAUGUAUGAAAGAACUGUGACCAUGAAUUCCUUGGGGAAGACGUUUUCUUUAACGGGUUGGAAGAUUGGGUGGGCAAUCGCAUCACCUGAGUUGACACGAGGAGUUCGGUUAGCACACUCUUACCUGACUUUUGCAACCUCGACACCAAUGCAAUGGGCAGCAAUGACAGCUCUCAAAGCUCCGGAUUCUUACUACGAAGAGCUGAAAAGAGACUACUUGGCGAAAAAGGAGAUUCUGGUGACGGGUUUAAGAGAGGUUGGGUUUAAUGUUUACCCGUCAAGCGGGACCUACUUUGUAGUUGUUGAUCAUUCACCAUUCGGGUUGGAUAACGAUGUUGAAUUCUGCGAGUACCUCAUAAAGGAAAUCGGGGUCGUGGCUAUUCCCACGAGCGUCUUUUACUUGAACCCGGAAGAAGGGAAGAACUUGGUGAGGUUCACAUUCUGUAAGGACGAAGAGACGUUAAGGUCUGCUGUGGAGAGAAUGAAGCAGAAGUUGCAGAGAAUAAUCUGAAAGUCUCAUUGCCUGAGGAUGGGAGAUGAUGAUGUCUCUGGCUGUUUAGUGUUAUGUUCCUUUCAGUUUGAUCUGAAACUCUUCAAGACAUUCGAGAUCUAUCGUGAUCUCAUGUUGUAAUCCCCUGGACCCAUUUCCAUGAUGUUGUCAUUAACUCCAUGGGUAAAUUAAUAAAUGAAAUUAUUUGAAGUUU